CAAACCCCCCACCAUCUCGGAAAUUUCUGCGGUCUUCACGGCCAUUGGUUCCCGGCGUGGAGUUUUCGCCGGGAGGACGAGAACAAAACUCCAUCUAUCAUCAUCGUUAUUUUUAUUUUGCUCAUGCCGUCACGUGGUUGCGAUGUGACCCACAUCACAAUCCGACAUCCACCAGGUUGUUCUGAGAAAUUUCCCUCUCGGUCCCGGAGAGAGUCGCGGCUAUAAAAGUCAUCAUCGAGAACCGAAACACGCAAGGAUCAGAGCAGAGGCCACGAGGGAAGAACAACCCUAACCCAACUAAAAAUUAACAUGGUUUAUCACUCCCUUUCGCGGGCGUGAAGGAGGAGGAGAGAAGAAACAGUAGAUGGAGUCAAUCUCCUCCGCCGCCUCUUCCUCUCGCCGUCCUGCCAGCUUCUUCACCCAAGCCAAUGCUCUCCUUCGCAAGAAUCUCACCUUCCAGAAACGGAACCUGAAGACCAACAUCGGGAUCGUCGCGUUCCCCAUCUUUAUCUGCGUCCUGAUCGUCCUCAUUCAGCAAGUGAUCAACAACGAGCUGAACAAGGAUAAGUUCCAAUGCGGGUGCCAGGGAGGCGACUGCGGCCUCCAGUACUCGACGCUGGAUCAGGUCGACACUUGCCCCAUUUCAAGCCCUCCUGAGUGGUCCGCUCUCAUCCAAGUUCCUCGCCCCCAGUAUCGCGCCGUCAGAACUGACUUUUCUCAAUCUGCCGACUUGCCCGAUGAGUCCUGCAGAGCUUCCCAGUCCUGUCCCGCGGCAGUGCUCCUCACUGGCGGUAACCGAUCCCUCGCGCAAAGUCUAGCGCAGAGUCUGUUUCUAAGCUCUUCCUCUGCGUUGAAUUUCUCGGAUUAUCCCAGUAGUUUGUCGAAUGUCAUCCUCGGGACGGAUACACCUACCGAGAACACACAAUUCAUUGAACCAGCUUUUGUCUCUGACAGGCCCUUUUAUGUAGUCCAACCGCAAUGCACAACAAACGCAACAAGUCCAAUUUCGUUUAAAAACGCCAACAUAUCGAUUGAGCUAGGGUUAGAGUGUGUUCAAGGUUUGACUUUGUGGCGCGAUAAUUCAUCAUUGAUAAAUGAUGAGUUGUUUAAGGGUUAUCGACAGGGAAAUUCAGAGAGGAAGGCAAAUGAGUUCAUUGCAGCCUAUGACUUCUUGAAUUCUGACGAGAAUGGUUUCAAUUUAAACAUUUGGUACAACUCAACCUAUAAUAAUGACACUGGUUUUGUUGAAGUUGCAUUGGUUCGUGUUCCUCGCACAGUGAAUGCGGCCUCCAAUGCCUACCUGAAGUUUCGAAAAGGUGCUGGUGCAAUGGUAAUGUUUGAUUUUGUUAAAGAAAUGCCAAAAACGGGAACAGACCGGAGGUUUGACUUUUCUUCUCUUCUUGGUCCAUUAUUCUUCACGUGGAUCAUUGAGCUACUCUUCCCAGUUAUUCUCACAUAUGUUGUCUAUGAGAGGCAACAAAAGUUAAGAAUCAUGAUGAAAAUGCAUGGGCUAAAGGAUGGACCUUACUGGUUCAUAUCGUACAUUUAUUUUUUCUCUCUAUCAUCAGUCUACAUGAUAUGUUUUGUGAUAUUUGGCUCUAUAAUAGGGCUAAAAUUUUUCAGAUUGAAUGACUACAGCAUACAAGUUGUGUUCUAUUUCAUUUACAUAAACUUGCAGAUAGCACUGGCCUUUCUUAUAGCACCUUUCUUUUCUGCUGUGAAAACUGCCACAGUGUUUGGUUACAAUUAUGUAUUCGGUUCUGGCUUAUUGGGAGAGUUCCUCUUGCGUUUUUUUAUUGAAGAUACCAGCUUCCCAAGAGGUUGGAUUCUAGUCAUGGAGCUUGUUCCUGGAUUUUCCUUGUAUCGUGGGCUAUUUGAGUUUUCACAGUAUUCUUUUAGUGGAGAUUCUAUGGGGACUUCUGGUAUGAAGUGGGGAGAUUUAGAUGAUAGUCAAAAUGGGAUGAAAGCUGUGUUGAUUAUAAUGUUUGUUGAGUGGCUAGUUCUGCUUGUAGUUGCAUUCUACUUGGAUCAGUUAAUAGGAGGUGGAAUCAGGAAGGAUCCUUUUUUUUUUCUACGCUAUUUCCAGAAGAAGUCUUCAGUAUCCCAAAGAAAGCCUAGUUUUCAGAGACAAGGAUCCAAAGUUUUUGUUGAAAUGGAGAGACCUGAUGUUUCUCAAGAAAGAGAAGUUGUGGAGCAACUGCUACUGGAAUCCAGUUUUAGUCAUGCAGUCAUUUCUGAUAAUCUCAAAAAAGUCUACCCUGGACGGGAUGGAAAUCCAGACAAACUUGCAGUUCGAGGGCUGUCUCUUGCUUUACCUAAUGGUGAAUGUUUUGGCAUGCUUGGCCCUAAUGGUGCUGGAAAAACUACCUUUAUCAAUAUGAUGAUUGGGCUUAUUACACCGACCUCCGGCACUGCUUAUGUUCAGGGAGUGGACAUAAGGACCAAUAUGGACGAAAUUUACACAAGCAUGGGUGUAUGCCCACAGCAUGACUUGCUUUGGGAGACAUUAACUGGCAGAGAACAUCUAUUAUUUUAUGGUCGACUGAAAAACCUUAAAGGUGCUGCAUUGCUGCAGGCAGUUGAUGAAUCUUUGAAGAGUGUAAAUUUGUUUUAUGGUGGUGUUGGAGAUAAACAAGCUGGAAAAUAUAGCGGUGGAAUGAAAAGGAGGCUGAGUGUCGCAAUUUCACUGAUUGGUGAUCCUAAGGUCGUGUACAUGGAUGAACCAAGCACAGGACUAGACCCAGCAUCAAGAAACAACUUAUGGAAUGUUGUGAAGAAUGCAAAAAGAGACCGGGCAAUUAUACUCACAACACACUCCAUGGAGGAAGCCGAGGUAUUGUGUGAUCGUCUGGGCAUCUUUGUUGAUGGAGGUUUCCAGUGCAUAGGAAAUCCAAAGGAGCUCAAGGCUAGGUACGGUGGAUCGUAUGUCUUCACAAUGACCACAUCUGUAAACGAGGAAGAGGAGGUUGAAAGCUUAGUUCGGCAGCUAUCUCCAAGUGCAAACAAGAUAUAUCAUAUUUCUGGGACCCAAAAAUUCGAGUUGCCCAAGCAGGAGGUCAGAAUUGCUGAUGUCUUCCGAGCAGUCGAGAUCGCAAAGAGUAAAUUCACGAUUCACGCAUGGGGUCUGGCUGACACCACAUUGGAAGAUGUCUUCAUCAAAGUUGCCAAAGGCGCACAAUCGUUGAAUGUGCUUUCGUGAUUCUCGCUGCAGCUGCCAUCUAUAUCACCUUGCUCGAUAAUUUUGUAUUCCGACUUCCUUAACGAAUUCUUGCUGCUAAGUUAUUUUACCUUUAUGCUUUGAUCAUUCUAUGAUCCAUAUGUAGAUAGAUAGCAUACGAAUUCAUGGAAUGUGGAUUAAUAUUUGUGGUUGAUUAUGAAAUACUCAGAAGUAGAAUAAGUUUUCAUCGUC
This is a messenger RNA of Musa acuminata subsp. malaccensis (wild Malaysian banana), 3409 nucleotides long. RefSeq names its product ABC transporter A family member 7. Gene Ontology annotation, cellular component: membrane; intracellular membrane-bounded organelle. Lineage: Eukaryota; Viridiplantae; Streptophyta; Magnoliopsida; Zingiberales; Musaceae. Gene Ontology annotation, biological process: transmembrane transport; lipid transport. Gene Ontology annotation, molecular function: ATP binding; lipid carrier activity; ABC-type transporter activity. The record is from RefSeq and is a predicted model, not a curated record.